CAGAUUUUACCCCUAUAUUUGUGAGUCAUGGCAGCUCCCAUGAAGGGCCAAGUGUGUGUGGUGACUGGUGCUUCCAGGGGUAUUGGCCGUGGCAUCGCCUUGCAGCUCUGUCAAGCAGGUGCCACAGUUUACAUCACUGGCCGACAUAUGGACACGCUGCGGGCCACUGCUCAGGAUGCACAAUCCCGAGGGGGCCGGUGUGUGCCUGUGGUGUGCGAUUCAAGCAAGGAGAGUGAAGUGCAAAGCCUGUUUGAGCAGGUGAACCGAGAACAGCACGGGCGUCUGGAUGUGCUGGUCAACAAUGCCUUUUCUGGGGCCCAGGCAAUCAUGGACAACAUUGAGAAGGCAUUCUGGGAAAUCCCUGCCUCCAUUUGGGAUGAUAUCAACGAUGUCGGACUCAGAGGCCACUACUUGUGCUCGGUGUAUGGGGCACGGCUGAUGGUACCAGCUGGCCGGGGGCUCAUCGUGGUCAUCUCCUCCGUUGGGGGGCUGCAGUAUUUCUUCAACGUCCCUUAUGGCGUGGGCAAAGCUGCGUGUGACAGGUUGGCUGCUGAUUGUGCGCAGGAGCUGCGGCAGCACGGGGUCAGCUACGUGUCUCUGUGGCCAGGGCUGGUGCAGACAGAACUGAUGAAGGACUUUGUGGAGAAGAAUGAUGAUUAUAAGGAUCCCAUGCUUAAGCAGCUCAAAUUUAAUUUCUCAUCUGGGGAGACCACAGAAGUGAGUGGCAAAUGCGUGGUGGCUUUGGCAACAGACCCCAAUAUCCUGAGCCUGAGUGGGAAGGUGCUGCCAUCCUGUGACCUCGCUCGACGCUAUGGCCUUCAGGAUGUGGAUGGCCGCCCUGUCCACGACUUUUUGUCUUUAAGCUCCAUUCUCUCCCAUGCCUCUCGCCUGGGCUGGCUGGGCUCCUACUUGCCUGGCUUCCUCCGUAUGCCCAAGUGGAUUAUGACCCUGUACUCCAGCAAGUUCUAACUCUUCUGGCCUGACGUCACCACUCUGUCUUUCGGGCUGUGUGGUUGGGCCUAUCUCAGUGGAACAAGAUAGCCUUUCCUGCCUACCGCAUACCCCUGAUACAAAGAGAAGGCCUCUGCUGUGUGUCCUUGGUGAGCCAUGGGGGGGGCCCUAUCGGUCCUUCUUUGUGCCUUGUUUUUGGGGACUAAUAAAUGUCUCAUUCAUUUCUGCUUCA
Molecule: messenger RNA, 1183 nt
Organism: Hipposideros armiger (great roundleaf bat)
Lineage: Eukaryota; Metazoa; Chordata; Mammalia; Chiroptera; Hipposideridae
Gene: DHRS1
Product: dehydrogenase/reductase 1
Exons: 8
Coding region: 28-969 (313 amino acids)
Source: RefSeq, a predicted model, not a curated record